AUGGGUUUCGCCGACGCGAUGAAAGCCAGAAAUGGCGGUGACAACAACCCGAGCAUGGGCUUUGGAUACUACAAGGAGCAGGGCGAGGCGAAUAUGAAGCCGCGCGAGGAUCAGUUCGCCGGACUCAAGCCAAUCGUGAAGGAGCUAUCGUCGCCGCAGAAGGCCCAGAUCAGCGCAGAAGAAAUCGAGCAACUACGCCUUUCUCUCGACCAGAUCUCCGUCAAGCCGGCCAAUGAAGAGGACGCCGUAGAAAUCCCUCCGCCAGUCCAGUCUUUCGAAGAAGGUGUCAUUGGAAACGAAGCGCUGCUGGGCCAAUUCAAGAAGAACGGUUUCAGCAAGCCAUCGCCGAUCCAAGCUCAGAUGUGGCCGAUUAUCUUGAGCGGCCUGGAUUGCAUUGGCGUCUCGCAGACGGGCAGUGGCAAGACGCUGGCUUUUCUGGUGCCCGCCUUCCUUCACCUCGACGCGCAACUGAAACAAUACGCGCCCGGAGAGCUGCGGCCUUGCCCGUCGAUCCUUGUCAUCACGCCGACUCGCGAAUUAGCGUUGCAGAUUGAGGACGAGGUGAAGAAGUACUCGUAUAACGGAUACAAGAGCGUCUGCCUAUACGGAGGCGCGGGGAUGCGCGAACAGAGGGAAUCCUGCGCGGCAGGCGGCUCCAUCUCGCUGAAGACCGUCACUUAUGUCGUCCUCGACGAAGCAGACCGGAUGCUCGACCUCGGCUUCGACCACGACAUCAGCCGCAUCAUGUGUGAAAUCCGCCCGGACAGGAUCACCGUCCUCACCAGUGCUACAUGGCCCGAGGGAGUCUCGUCGAUGGCAAAGAAAUAUCUGAAGAAAGCAGCCAUGUGCAUUGUCGGAUCGCUUGAUUUAACGGCUUGCAAGAAGGUCACACAGUACUUUAUGUACGUCGACAAUGAAAAGGAGAAAGACGCGACGCUCUUGCAACAAAUCAACUUCCUGCUCGAGACAUACAAGCAAAACUUCAAGCUACUCGUCUUUGUCUCCAGAAAAGUCUACGCUGACCACGUGGCCUCGGAUCUUUGUGUAGCAGGCGUCUCGGCGCAAGCAAUGCAUGGUGGCCGGUCGCAGAUGGACCGUGAGGCGACAUUGAAGUCUUUCCGCGAGGGCCGCGUCCAGAUCUUGGUGGCGACUGAUCUUGCGAGCCGCGGUAUCGACGUCCCUGACAUCACGCAUGUGAUCAAUUACGACUUCCCCGGCGAGAUCGAGGAGUACGUGCAUCGUGUUGGAAGGACGGGAAGAGCGGGAAAAUCCGGAGAAGCAAUGACGUACAUGUCGUAUCAAGACAAGCAUUCUGCAGCACAGCUGAUCGACAUUUUGGAGAAAAGUGGACAGGUCAUUCCGGAUUUCCUCCCGAAGAUGGCGGAGCAAUGGAAGAUUCGUCUGGAGCGCGGCGGCGGCGGCUUCCGUGGACGUGGACGCGGACGCUUU
This is a messenger RNA of Mesorhabditis spiculigera, 1449 nucleotides long. The record is from the annotation of a GenBank genome assembly. NCBI's taxonomy places the organism in Eukaryota, Metazoa, Nematoda, Chromadorea, Rhabditida, Rhabditidae.